AUGGAGAAUAACCAUAUUGAGUCGAUUGUUUUUCCAACAAGAAGUACAUCAAUAAAGAUUAACCAUAUUGAGCCGACUUUUUUUUCAACCAGAAGUACAUCAACUCAUAACGAAUUGGGUAUAGAAUUGGGACAAGCUGAAGAAGGAACAUCAAAUUCAGAUGAAGAAGCAACUGUUGACAUGGAUGCAGAUGAGAGUGAAAAUUAUAUCUCCUAUGCAAGGCUGGUUGCCAAGCAAAUAAUAGAAAUGGGAAAUGAAGCAAACAGCGAUGCAGAAGAGAUUGAAAUAGAUGAAGAUUCAGUAAUCAACAACAAAUACCAUCAAGAAAUAGCUUCGUCUCAGAUUUACAAAGAUAAAAAGACCUUGAAGACUGCGUUGAACCACUAUCCAAUUAGAAAACAUUUUCAGUACCGCGUGAAAAAAUCUUUCAAAAGACAGUUCCUAGCGGAGUGCUUUGACAAAAAUUGCAGCUGGAAGUUAAGGGCAUCAAGGAAUGGAAACACAAGGCAAUUUAUAAUUAGGACUUUUGAGGACAAUCAUAGCUGCGAUAUGAAGAUAAGAUUAAAAGAUCAAUGUCAAGCAACAUCAACCAUCAUUGCAGACAUGAUCAAGUACAAAUUCACAAACAUCAAGACAAAAACCACGGUUGCUGAUGUUAUAAAUGAGUUGAAAAUUCAUGGAUUGAGAGUCAAAUACAACAAAGCUUGGAGAUCGAUACAGAAGGGAAAAGAAAAAGUGAGAGGAAAUGUAGUUAAGUCUUACUCUAAGAUAGCCAAGUAUCUUUACUUGUUGCAUCAUACAAGUCCAGGCUCUUUUGUGGAGCUCAAAACAGAGGAAGAUGGCAAAUUCUUAUUCCUUUUUGUAGCAUUGAAUGCUUCAAGAAAAGGAUGGUUGCAUUGUAUUCCUGUGGUGAUAGUUGAUGGGACAUUCUUAAAGUCUACAUAUCGAGGGAGUGUUAUGGUUCAAGAGAAGACAUGGUCAUUAUCUCUGACCGUCACGAAAGCAUAA
Molecule: messenger RNA, 1008 nt
Organism: Cannabis sativa
Lineage: Eukaryota; Viridiplantae; Streptophyta; Magnoliopsida; Rosales; Cannabaceae
Exons: 2
Coding region: 1-1008 (335 amino acids)
Source: RefSeq, a predicted model, not a curated record